This is a messenger RNA of Westerdykella ornata, 828 nucleotides long. RefSeq lists its product as uncharacterized. The coding region runs from base 304 to 711 and encodes 135 amino acids. NCBI's taxonomy places the organism in Eukaryota, Fungi, Ascomycota, Dothideomycetes, Pleosporales, Sporormiaceae. The transcript has a single exon. The record is from RefSeq and is a predicted model, not a curated record.
CAUAUGGGGUAUUCUACCAUGAUCUAGGUCCUUUCUAAGGCGUCAAGCUGGUAAGCGGUAAGCAGCCUUUCACUGUACGCGGCAUCCACCGCUCUUUCCUCAUACGGAAACUGAAGUGUACUCUCACUCUCCCACACCGCCGCUCUCUGGCUGCCUCUAUAUAGACCCACUAUUCCUUCCUCUUCUUCUCUCCCCCAACUUCCUCCUCUUUCCAACCACAACCACACACCACAGACAACCACACUCUACAGACAACCUUUCAAGGCGUACUCGCCCAAUAACAAACACAUCCACCACUCAAUCAUGCGCGUCAUCGCUCUCCUCGCUCUUGCAGCUAGCGCGGUCGCCGUAGCGGUGCCGGUCGAGCAAGCUCACUCCACUGUCGCCACGGCCCUCGACGCUGCGAGCACUCAUGCCGUCGACCUCAUCUCCACCGAGCUGGCCAAGCUGUCGCGCGACUACCCCCAGUCAAACGCCAUCACCAACAUCGACAACCUCGACUCUACCCAACUCCCGCCCAAUCCCGACUCUUCCUCCAUCGAGCAGCUCGCCCACGCCAACGACGAACCCGUCUGCGGCACCGCCUUCUCCAUGAUUCAAAACAAGUGGCUCUCCCUCCCCAUGCACAAGGGUUAUACCUGCCACAACGUCAUGAUGAAGAUCACCAUGUACUACAACACCGACUGUGGCGUUUGCCGGUGGUGGUCGUAAGUACUCCAUUCGCAACUGGUUCUGUAGGGAGUGAACACAAAGCUAACUCGGAGACAGGAACUUCAAUUGCGAGGGUGAAGUCACGGCGAGUGCGCACGGCGGAGGAUUACAUUCGAU